This is a messenger RNA of Ilex paraguariensis (yerba mate), 861 nucleotides long. The record is from the annotation of a GenBank genome assembly. Lineage: Eukaryota; Viridiplantae; Streptophyta; Magnoliopsida; Aquifoliales; Aquifoliaceae.
AUGCUGGAGCCAAGACGUUCUUCACGAGCUCGCAACCCAGUCCCUUCUUACCGUGAUGAUCUUGAUUUAGAGCUUCCAACUUUGCGGAAGAGAUCAAAGUUUAGUUCAUCAUGGGCGAGUUAUCUUGCGAGACCAUUGCACGAAGUUAAAACUGCUUCAUAUGAAGAAAGAGCUCAGGCUUUUAAGUGUGCAGAGAAGCUACAAAGCAAUCUACAAACUGAAAAUCCAUCCUUUGUCAAAUCAAUGGUUCGAUCUCAUGUUUAUAGUUGCUUUUGGAUGUUUUGUGAGGACCAUCUUCCCAAGUCUACCGUAGAUAUUGUAUUGGAAGAUGAGAAUGGAACAGAAUAUGAUGCUGUUUUCAUUAGCAAGAGAAGUGGGCUAAGUGGUGGAUGGAGAGCAUUUGCGCUGGAUCAUAAAUUGGAUGAUGGGGAUGCGUUGGUUUUCGAAUUGACUGAGCCAACAAGAUUUAAGGUUCACACAGUUAGGGCAUCAAACUGUUCAAGUGAAGAUGAUAUGCCUGUCACAGAAGUAGACAGUGAUGAGGAUAAGACAUCAACGGAGGUAGUGAAGCUCAGUAAAAAAAGUGACACCCAACCAAAGCAUUCCAAAAAGUCCAAGAAAGAUGAAAACUCCACGAGGGCUCCAGUCAGAAAGCGAAACAGGAAAUGAAAGCAAUCGGGAAUUAUGUACUAAGCCACUCUUGAAUAGAACAGGAGUAGGAAUUUUUUGGAUGCUAGGCUGAUAUGGCUAAAGUGCUACAGAUGGAAUGUUACCCGAAGACUACCAAUUAGAAAGUCUUUGUUGUGUAUUUGGUCGUAAAUUGUUGUUCCAUCUAUAAUGAUUAGUGUGAUAGCAUAUCAC